Molecule: messenger RNA, 899 nt
Organism: Blepharisma stoltei
Lineage: Eukaryota; Ciliophora; Heterotrichea; Heterotrichida; Blepharismidae
Source: the annotation of a GenBank genome assembly
AUGAAGAUCCUAAAAAUAAUCGUAAUUGAAGAUGUGGAGUGUAGGAACGCUUAUCAUUGCAUAAAAGAAAAUCAUGAGCUAUAGCCCUGGGCAGCUUAUUGCUUGGUUGAGGCUAAUCAUUGGAACUUACUCGUGAAGUUGGUUUGACAAUUUUUUGUUCUGAACCAAAUCACGCAUUGGGCUUUAUUUGGCAGUCCAGGGUGAGCAAUGAAUUUUCCUGAGCUAUAUAGAUUGGUCAUUUAAUCUUCAAAUGAUUUCGCAUCAUGCAUUAAUUUCUUAAUUCAAGGUUAAUUAUUCUCAAAAUCCAAAAAUUUUGAAAAAAAUCACAAAACCAAUUAUUAAAAAUAUUUUCUGAUAUGUUUAAGGGUUCAGAUAGUCUUAUAAAGUGAUUUUCCAAGCUUGAUAUAUUUUAUGGCUAUACUAAGCUUUUAAGUUAUUUUUGUAGAUAGACUUACUACCAAAUAAUAUAUCAUAAGUUUUGCAAGAGAGGUGCUCUAUAUAAACCUAAUAAUUUUCAAUUCAUACAGAGAAAUUUAAAUUGGCUGUUUCUUUUACUCUCUAUUAAUUUUGCCAAUACAUGUCUAGACAUUUUUUCACUCCCCUGAAGUAAAAUUUCCAACUUUUUGGUGAAUUAAUUUAAACUAGAACGAUUUUUUUUUUAAUUGGUAAAUUUUAUAGAUGUGAUACUAAUUUUUAUAAAUGGCUUUAAUCGAAUUUAAAAAAGAAAGAAGAAUACUAUUAAAAAAUUCGGGCAUUUAGUCGAUUAAUUUUUUUAAAAAUUUAUAAAAUUUGAUAAAAUAAAGAAGUUUAUUCAAAAGAAAAAAUUGACUCCUUUUUAAUUUGAGCAAACUUUUGGGUUCUAUUUAAAGGGGGAUUUAGGUAGAAUUCCCAGUUUAUAA